This is a messenger RNA of Pieris brassicae (large cabbage white), 1408 nucleotides long. It is a transcript of the gene serpin-33, whose product is annotated as serine protease inhibitor 3/4-like. The transcript has 9 exons. The coding region runs from base 47 to 1210 and encodes 387 amino acids. Lineage: Eukaryota; Metazoa; Arthropoda; Insecta; Lepidoptera; Pieridae. The record is from RefSeq and is a predicted model, not a curated record. Gene Ontology annotation, molecular function: serine-type endopeptidase inhibitor activity.
GUGUUUUUCAUUUUAAGAUAACGUGAACAUUGCAAUUUUAUCAGAAAUGAUUUUUUUAAUUAUAACAAUAUAUAUUUUUCAAUACAUUACGUUUGGUAUCUGUGAUCCUGAUGAAUUUAGUUCAAGCUUGGUCCCUAGUAAACUUCUGAUCCACUUUAACAAGAGCCUAGUAGUGUCGCCACUUUCACUUCGACUUCCACUGUGUAAGUUUGCUUCUGUCGCGCAAGGAGACGUAAAGGUAGAAUUAUUACAAUUUUUGGGAUACAAAAACGUCAAUAUGAUAAAUUCGAGUUAUCGUAAUCUUGAUGUAUUUCUCACACACUUGAAGCGUAUAGACUUCGUAAUGGCUAACCAUAUUUAUUUAAACUAUUCUAAAGGCUAUAUAGGUACCCUAUCAAAACCUGCCUUUGGCGUGGAGGUACAGAAAGUUAGUUUUAUCUACCCCAAAGCCGCAACCAUUUAUAUUAACAAAAUGAUCGAUCGUGUAACGUUCAAGCGUCUAUCUGAUGUUUUAGUCAAGGAAGAUAUUACUAAAGAUACAUCUAUGUUACUAAUUAAUGCUGCAUACCUAACAGCAACCUGGGAAGUUCCAUUCAACAUAUUGCAUACAAAACAUAAUAUGAAAUUUCGGUGUUACAAUCAAAGUACAGUGUUCGUACCUAUGAUGUUCAAGAGCGAGGAAGUGUUAUAUGUAGACGAUGAUUUGAAUAAAAUAAAGGUGAUUAACAUGAAACUUGCCAGUCCCGGAGUAUCAAUGACGUUUGUAAUACCUGAAGACUGGAAGAGCCUUCAAGACUUUCUUCGGAAUUUAUUGAGACCCAACUACUUUAGGACUAUCAAAAAGAGGAUGCGAAUGGAAUUUCUAAACAUUGCGAUACCCAGAUUUAAGUUAAAGACCUUGGUAGAUUGGACGGAUACCUUGCAGAAGGUGGGAUUAAAAAAACUAUUUGAUAAAAAUAGUACAGGACUGAAUAACAUGUUGAUAAACGAGGCCACUAACAAUCCCCUGCAUAUAAGUAAAGUGAAACAAAAGAACUUCAUUGAAGUUAAUGAGAUGGGCGCAUAUCGGAUUAUUACCCCAGAAUCACAUUACAGUAAGAUGCCACUUCUUCGGCCAACUUUAGAAGCCAUCGCCGAUCGACCAUUUUAUUUCACUGUCACUCUUCACUGUGAUAGGUCCCACAUAAUAUUGUACUUUUUUUUAGGUUAAACUAAUCUAGCGACUUAUGUAAUGUUUUGCUACAAUAGAUCGAAAAAAAUGGUUUGAUAGAAAAAGUAAAACCAUAAAUCCUUAGGAAUCUUUUAGCAACACAAGACAAGACAAACACUAUUGUGAGCAAAUAGUUUUAGUUUUAAAGUGUUUCUAUUUAUGUAUUAAAGUUCACCACAUCAUAAAUUAUGUUAUCUA